CGCCUGGGAAAUCCAUUAAACAACAGGAUGGGUUUCCUUUCGUUAAGUCACUCCUUUCUUUAUCUCUGCUCCUUCCUCCACCUCAUCACGGCCUACAACCCCACCGACAUCAUUAGGCUUGACUGCGGCGCAACAACCAACACCAACUCCUCCGACGACAGGCCCUGGAAUCUCGACUCCGGAUCCAAAUUCAUGCCUCCAGCCUCCAACGAUUUGUCGACUAUUUCCACAGCCGACCAACAACCUUCCUCCGUCGAACAGAUUCCCUAUUUAUCCGCCCGCAUAUUCCCAUCCCAGUUUACCUACACUUUCCCUAUCUCGUCCGGCCCCAAGUUCCUCCGCCUCUACUUCUACUCAGCCAACUAUUCCGGCCGCGAUAUCACCAAAUCAUUCUUCACCGUCUCCGCCGCCGGUCAUACUCUUCUGGCUAAUUUCAGCGUUUUCCUUUCCUCCCCUGCUAAUUCUGCUUCCUUCGUUAAAGAAUUCGUGGUCCACGUCGAGAAUAGUCAAACCCUCCAGCUCACUUUCACUCCCACAUCCUCCGUGGAUUCCUACGCCUUCAUCAACGGUGUAGAAAUUGUUUCCAUGCCGGACAAUCUCUAUCUAACCGGCCUCAACUCUUCUAACACCACCCUUGUCGGGCAGAAUUCCAGGUUUAUCAUCGAUACCGACAUGGCACUCGAGACUCUUUACCGACUAAACGUGGGUGGCUCAUCAAUCGACGUCCAGAACGACACCGGAAUGUUCCGGAAGUGGGAUAACGAUAUCCAAUAUCUUAAGGGCAAUUUGAUGGGUAAAGAACCUUACUUGAAUUUCACUGUCCUGUACAACAACCGAACUCCGGCUUACACUGCACCAGAGUAUGUCUACACAACCCAGCGAUCCAUGGGUCCCGACCAGAAUAACUUGCAGUUCAACAUGUCGUGGAUCUUCAGCGUCGAUUCGGGUUUUAGUUAUCUCGUGAGACUCCAUUUUUGCGAAUUUAUAAUCGAUAUAGAUAGAAACAAUCAACGGGUUUUCACUGUAUUUCUGGGGGAUCAGAUUGCCGAUAAAAGUGUGGACGUGUUCAGAAGAGCCGGCGGCAGGGAAAUCCCUAUAUUUAGCGACUAUGUAGUAUCGGUACCCGUGGGGAACGAUGAUGGCAUACCUUCAAAACAGGAUCUGUAUCUUUCUCUCUUCCCAAACAUAGAUUCGAUACCCAGUUACGUUGACGCUCUACUUAGCGGCCUAGAAAUCAUGAAAUUGAACAAAUCGGACGGAAGUCUCGCCGGUCCAAAUCCUACAGUUCCAGGGUCCCCUGUAAAUCAGAAUAGAAAGGGUUCAUCAUCAUCCUUAGGAGCCAUUGUCGGAGGUGUGGUGGGCGGAAUUGCUGUAAUCGCAAUAUUGGCCUUCUUGAUUUUGAAGCGCAGGAGAAAAGUGGUUGAUUCGCCCUUUACCAAUCUUAAAAGCUAGAACCGAUUCUAAUAAAAUUGGAUGAAUAUUAAAUUGAAAACCGGAGUCUAA
Impatiens glandulifera is the source of this 1503-nucleotide messenger RNA. Its product is annotated as receptor-like protein kinase FERONIA. The coding region runs from base 28 to 1452 and encodes 474 amino acids. Gene Ontology annotation, molecular function: protein kinase activity. NCBI's taxonomy places the organism in Eukaryota, Viridiplantae, Streptophyta, Magnoliopsida, Ericales, Balsaminaceae. The record is from RefSeq and is a predicted model, not a curated record. The transcript has a single exon.